GAUUGCGUAUUUGUGCGUCGUGGCCUGUCGUGGUACUACGGUGGUACGUGGAUCCACGGUAACAGCUCGACGGCUGUGGUAAGUGGUUUCGCUUUCCACCCGUCGCGCACCGGUCGCUCGUUUUGUACCGUCGUUGUCGUCGUCGAAUGUCGAUAAGGCGGAGCGUGAUGCAGCGGAAAGUGAUAGCGCGCUACGGGAGGCGGUGGUGCUGAUGUUGCCGGUCGCUUAUUCGCGUCAUCUAAACUCAUCUUGCAUUAUUCAUCAGGCGGCGCGCGCUGUACUUUUCAACUGUUGUCGUCCUUACUCCUUUUCUGUUUUUUUGGAUUUUUAACGAGCUCCCCCUUCCCAUACCGCUCAAAAGCCGCGCGCUGUAAAUAUUUUAACCGCGUCGGUUGCCGGCCCAUGUUAACCGGGGUUCUCCGUCAAGCAGCCAAAGCGUCCGACGUCCAUUUAUCUCACGCUCCCUGCGUUCUUUGCUCACUUCAACCGUUACUUCAUCGAAUCCUGUUUCCUCUCUCGCCGCUGCAGUGCUCUACAGCUCUCGGCACGUCGACAUGAACCCGUUCGCCGAGCUGUUUCACCGGAUCGCCCUGCUCGUCCUCACGCCCAAAUGCUAUCAAGUGUUCUUUUACGAUUUGGAUUUCUUUAACGGUACUUGUAUAAGAUCUGCACUCAGUAAAGGUCUUGGAUUUGGGAUAGUCGGCGGAUCUCUUUUAGUCAAACUUCCACAAGUUAUCAAAGUAUGGCAAAGCAAAAGUGCUGUUGGAAUUAGUUUGGUAAAUGUUUGCAUGGAUCUAUUUGCUGUCACAUCAAAUGUUGUAUAUAGCUAUUCUAGUCAAUUUCCAUUCAGUUCAUGGGGUGAUUCAUUAUUCAUACUAUUCCAAACAUUACUAAUUGUAAUAUUAGUUUUCUACUAUAACAUAUCUAAGAGGGCGGCUAGUGCUUUCGCCUUUAUUUAUUGUUCAUUAUUGUUCCUUCUCGUAUCUGAUAUUGUUCCAAAUUCUUUUCUCUGGAAUGCACAGUUUAUCAGUAUACCUUUAAUGUUUUAUGGCAAGAUGACUCAAGGCUACGUGAAUUUCCAAAAUAAAAGCACAGGGCAAUUGUCAAUGGCUACAUCUAUUCUUUUAUUUUUAGGAUCAUCCGUACGAGUAUUCACAUCCGUGCAAGAAACUGGAGAUAAUCUUUUAAUUUGGAGUUUUGCUCUUGCAUCUAUUGCUAACUUUAUAAUUGUUACUCAAUUUUAUUGCUAUAAAUCAGGGUCACCUGUUAAGACUAAAAAAAAAACAAAAAAAAAUAAAAGAGCAUAAAUAACAUAACCAGCGUGCCAUGUAUAUUCAACAAUCACAUGUUUUCAAAAUUAAAAUAGUGUUAUAGUAGAAAUAUAAUAACCUGUCUUUAAAGUAAAUCUUCUAAUCAAUAAAUUAAGUGAUAUGCUUAUACAUAUAUUCCUUCUAAAAAUAA
Molecule: messenger RNA, 1461 nt
Organism: Metopolophium dirhodum (rose-grain aphid)
Lineage: Eukaryota; Metazoa; Arthropoda; Insecta; Hemiptera; Aphididae
Product: mannose-P-dolichol utilization defect 1 protein homolog
Exons: 5
Coding region: 555-1307 (250 amino acids)
Biological process (GO): oligosaccharide biosynthetic process
Source: RefSeq, a predicted model, not a curated record